Truncatella angustata is the source of this 1575-nucleotide messenger RNA. RefSeq names its product fungal-specific transcription factor domain-containing protein. Gene Ontology annotation, biological process: DNA-templated transcription. The transcript has 5 exons. The record is from RefSeq and is a predicted model, not a curated record. The coding region runs from base 1 to 1575 and encodes 524 amino acids. Gene Ontology annotation, cellular component: nucleus. Gene Ontology annotation, molecular function: DNA binding; zinc ion binding. Lineage: Eukaryota; Fungi; Ascomycota; Sordariomycetes; Amphisphaeriales; Sporocadaceae.
AUGGAUAGGGCACGUCGGAGAAGAUGUACGUGGCCGGCCAACGAUGGGGCUACCGCUUGCGAGUACUGCGCAUCACGUCGGUUACAAUGCGUGCAAGAACCGCCUGAGGGUGGAUAUUAUCACAGACGCCAAGCGAGGCUUCAGGAGGCCAACCACGAAAAACAAGCCAUGUCACCAAAUCAGUUGAUUGGUCUUUCUUUUACUGGUCCACAGGUUCAGCUACCUCCCAUGUCGUUGAGGCUUGAGCUUGCAACACUAUAUUUUGAUUAUAUCCAUGACCAGUUCCAUUCAUUGUUCCACCGCCCAAGCCUUAUGGACGACGUAGCCAACGACCGAGUAGCCCCCGUCGUGCUUUUGGCAAUGUUUGCGCUAUCGGCAAGGUUCUCGUCCAAUGAGCUCUUAGCAGGCUCCAACCCGCGGGAUCGCGGCGAACCAUUUCGGACAGCCAGCGAAAGUCUGCUCAAUGUCCGCGACAUUUCAACACGGACUUGCCAAGUUUGUAUUAUGCUUGGCGGGUACGCCGCUGGACACGGAGAUACCGACGUGGAGAAUCUUUACUAUACCUUGGCCGGUCGGAUGGCGUUGACUCUGGACUUUCCCAAUAAACCCGCCUCCAGCACCCUAGAGAGGGAAACAAAUAUUAGAAUAUGGUGGACAAUUUGCAUGGUGGAUGUAUGGUCUUCCACAGCAGUGAAGCUGCCGAGGGUUAUGCCCAAUUUACAUUCCGUUCCACUACCCAUGGACGAAAUACCUUUUCUAUCACUACCCAGCAGCUACGCAAGCGAUGCCACAUUCGGGUCGCCGCUUCUCUCACAGAUGAUCAAGCUCAAUAGAGUUCUGGCACAAGUCAAUGACUUCAAUAGGAAAUGCGUCGAACAGCGGCUUGAAGGUCCCACACUGGAAGUUGGAAUACAAUGCUUGUCGUUAGAACUUGAGCGAUGGGUAGUGAGUCUGCCGUACAACAUGCGGGAUACCCCGGAAAACUUCGCUUGGUUUGCGUCUCACGGUCUUGGUCGUGUUUUCGCCGCCGUGUAUCUAGGCUACUACUACUAUGGACAGCUGCUUUACUACCAAUUCCUGGGCGCCGAAGCCACUGGGUCUGUAAACUCUUCACAUAUCUAUGCCGAUAAAUGCAAGGAUCAUGCUGCAAAGUUGUGCGAGAUGGUUUACCAAACAUUUGAUACACCCGGCAGCGAGGUGCUCUAUGCAGCCGUCGCUCACGUCAUUGUGAUAGCGUCAACCGUGCAGAUUCACACUCUGCUCUUUUCUUCUGACGAGAUACAAAUCCGGCUGUCCAGGAUACGAUUAGAGCGUAAUUUCGAGAUUCUAUUACAGCUGAGACCUUACUGGUCCAGCGCCGACAGUGCUAUGAGUCGACUAAGAGCUUUCCACCAGACGUGCCUCAAGAGGAAUAAGGCUAGCUUUGUGUUGGACAAAUGGCUAUUGCGAUUCCUUGUAGAAUUCGCUCCAUAUAUGGAUUCAGAACCACGUGAAACGGAUCCCCAUUACGAAGCCCUAUGGUCGCUUUCCAAGGAACAGCAGUAUCAGUCUUCAUUGCCUGUUGAGAACAUAUAG